This is a messenger RNA of Nezara viridula (southern green stink bug), 2540 nucleotides long. The record is from the annotation of a GenBank genome assembly. Lineage: Eukaryota; Metazoa; Arthropoda; Insecta; Hemiptera; Pentatomidae.
CUUCGUAGAGGCUAGUAAUGGCUUAAAUUUUUGCAAGAGGCCAUGGAACAAACUAUCCAGUUACAAUUCCUGGAUUUAGAUGAUAUUGAUCUGAAUGAAAUAGAUCAUGUGAAAUCUCUGUUGUAUUCUGUGAGAUCUCCCAGGUUAACACUCCCUUGGGUUGAACCUGAGGAAGUUCAACAGUGGAAUCAACAGCAGUAUGAUGGCGAACCAGAAAUUAGUGGGAUUGAAGCAAGUGGAGUUGCUGCAGGAAGUGAGGUGUAUCAGGUUCCUGUUGCUGUUGCUACCACAAUGCAGCAGAUGUAUCACCAAGUUGUGCCUACUAUACCAAACCUACCUCCAGCAGCUUAUGUUGGGAACAUGCCUCCAAAUAUGGGUUACCCAAUGCAGCCUCAAUACAUAUUUCCUGAAGAGCGCACUCGUCGUUCAAGGUCUAACAAACCCAGUCCCAAGAGGUCUGAGCGGAGAGAUGCUCCAUCCUAUCCUCCCGCAGCAGUUCCCUAUUCCCCAGCCUACCCAAUCCAUGUCACUAUGCCUCCGACACCUUAUUCAUACAUCCCUCAGGCCCCACAUAUACCUUCAGCACAGCAUGCCACAGGCCCUCCGCUUCACUACUUACCAGCUCCCCCAGCCACCAUCCCUGUUUACCCUGCUCAUCCUAUUUAUCCUAGUUAUACCCCGCUUUUUUCUCCACACGUUCAUCAUGAUGAUUAUAAUAAAGAACCACCUCAAGAAGAAAAAAAUGAUUGUGAUGAGGAAGAAAAACCUGUUGAAAAACCACUUUCUGUUCCAAUAAAUGCUAUUAAAACUACCGCCCCUCCUACUACAUCUGUUAAAAAGCAGCAAACACGGCCUCCUUCAAAUCCUGCAGCAACAGCUCCUGUUGUACCCGUUACGUCAACUUCAUCUCCUGCACCACCUACACCUACACCACCGCCACCCGCAGCUACAGUGGAUGAGAAAGUACCCGAGCCUGGCAAGUCAUGGGCUGGUCUGUUUAAGGAAGAUCCUCCUAGAGAAGCGACUGUACAGCGGAAACCUCCUAUAUCUGCUGUAGCAGUGUCCGUUCCUCCCCGGUUUGAUCCAAACCUGAAGCCUUCACAGCCAGUACCUCCUGUCGUGCGCCAGCAUCAGAAUUCAGAAGAGGACCCUCUUCUGAGGAGCCUUGGAGAACGCCUCUCAUCAUACCAACUUGAACAUAAGGCCAUAGUCCUGACACCUCGAGGUCUCACAAAUCCUUCUAACUAUUGCUACAUCAACGCUACCCUUCAAGCGCUUCUUGCCUGCCCAGCGUUUUACAAUCUCAUCAAGGUGAUAUCGCAGGUGAAAGAUGCUGCAGGUGGGCCACCUCCUGGUGCUUUGCCGCCAAAAUCCAAGACACCCAUCAUCGAUAGCAUGGUCCAGUUUAUUAAGGAGUUCUCUCCUGCUCCUGUAAAUCGGAGUGGUCGUCGGGAAAAGGCCAUUUGGAAAGAUAAGGAAGACUUGGACAUACCUGUUGGGCCAGCAUUUGAACCUACUUAUGUCUAUAAGAUGCUACAUGCAUUGAGGAAUGAAACAGCAUUCCAGGUUGAAGGCAGGCAAGAGGAUGCAGAAGAAUUUUUAUCCCUUCUCCUCAAUGGUUUGAAUGAUGAAAUGCUUGAGUUGGUGAAGCUUGUUGAGGAACCAAAGGAGGUCCCUGUUGUCAAUGGAGAUGUUACCGCCAAUGGAGAAUCCCAUGAUGACAACUCCGAUUGGAAGGAAGUUUCUAAGGGUGUCAAGAGUGGCAGGAUCACCCGUAGAGCAGAAAUGGGGAAGACACCCCUAACUGAAAUAUUCCGUGGUCAGAUACGUUCCAGACUACAAAGAGCUGACGAAACAACCGACUAUGUCCAGCCAUUUUUCACCCUUCAGCUUGACAUUGAGUCUUCCGACUCAGUGCCCCAGGCUCUAGAGAAAUAUUUCGGAUGGGAUCAGGUUGAGGGUGCAGGUAGUAGCGGAGGUUCCGGUGGCGAUGCUUGGCAGCAGCACUACCUUGAGGAACUCCCUAAUGUCCUCAUACUCCACCUCAAAUGUUUCCUCUACAAGCAGCAGUCUUGCCAUAAGAUAGUUAAAGCUCUGGAGUUUCCUGUCGAUCUGAAAAUUGAUCCAAAGCUUGUUUCUAAUAAAAAUAAAGGUAGUGGUAAAAUGAGGCAAUACAAGCUUUUUGCAGUGGUUUACCACGAUGGUAAAGAAGCUUCAAAAGGUCAUUAUUUGGCUGAUGCUUUUCAUGUCGGCUCUAGUGGCUGGAUCCGCUAUGACGAUGCUGUUGUAAAAGCAGUGACUGAAGGCACCAUGCUGAAACCUAGGCCACCUCGUGUCCCCUAUCUCCUUUAUUAUAGGAGGGCAGAUACCAUUGGCCAACAUACUCAGUUACCGAGGUAAAGGAGGAACACCUUUGGCCUUAAUGGUAAUAUAUGUCAUGAACAUAAUUGCUUCUUGGGAAUUAUUUAUGUUACGUUUUACAUAUGCAUGUAUAAACAGCUGUUUUGUGGAAAUACAUGUUUAUGUAUGUAUAAAUACAU